Molecule: messenger RNA, 3457 nt
Organism: Brassica oleracea var. oleracea
Lineage: Eukaryota; Viridiplantae; Streptophyta; Magnoliopsida; Brassicales; Brassicaceae
Product: histidine kinase 3
Exons: 10
Coding region: 1-3060 (1019 amino acids)
Biological process (GO): phosphorylation; phosphorelay signal transduction system
Molecular function (GO): phosphorelay sensor kinase activity
Source: RefSeq, a predicted model, not a curated record
AUGAGUCUGUUCCACGUGCUAGGGUUUUGUCUGAAGAUUGGGCAGCUCUUCUGGAUGCUAUGCUGCUGGUUCCUUUCCUGGUUCGUUGAUGCCGACAAGUCUCCUCUUCCCGUCGGCUCUGUCGGUGAUCCUGACAAGACUAAGAUGAAGAAUCAUAACAUGUGCUUCUUCUGGAACAAGAUCUCCACAAGCGGACUCAAGAUCCCGAGUUUCUCUCAUCAUCUCUUUGGCUCCGUUAGAUUCGGCAAGACUUUUUGGAGGAAGGUGCUGGUUGCUUGGGUCGUCUCCUCGGUUUUUAUUUCUUUCUGGACUUUCUGGUGCCUUAGCUCUCAAGCUAUGGACAAGAGGAAAGAGACGCUUGCUAGUAUGUGCGAUGAGAGAGCUCGUAUGCUCCAGGAUCAGUUCAACGUCAGCAUGAAUCAUGUUCAAGCCAUGUCUAUCUUGAUCUCCACCUUCCACCAUGCCAAGUUUCCUUCUGCCAUCGAUCAGAGGACGUUCUCGGAGUACACUGAUAGAACUUCCUUUGAGAGGCCUCUCACGAGCGGGGUCGCAUACGCUGUGAGAGUGCUCCACUCAGAGAGGCAAGACUUUGAGAGGCAGCAAGGUUGGACUAUUAGGAGGAUGGAUUCACUUGAACAGAACCCUGUUCACAAGGAUGACUAUGACACAGAAGCUUUGGAACCAUCCCCUGUUCAAGAGGAGUAUGCUCCUGUCAUCUUUGCUCAGGACACGGUUUCCCACGUUAUUUCUCUCGAUAUGCUGUCCGGGAAAGAAGAUCGUGAAAACGUGUUGCGGGCCAGGAGAUCAGGUAAAGGGGUUUUGACAGCUCCUUUCCCACUGAUAAAGACGAAUAGACUUGGGGUGAUCUUGACGUUUGCUGUAUACAAGAGAGAUCUCCCUUCCAAUGCGACGCCAAAAGAGAGAAUCGAGGCUACUAACGGGUAUCUUGGUGGAGUGUUUGACAUUGAAACCUUGGUGGAAAACUUGCUUCAGCAGCUGGCUAGCAAGCAAACGAUUCUUGUCAAUGUAUACGAUACCACCAACCACUCUCAGCCCAUUAGCAUGUAUGGUUCUGAUGUGUCGGCUGAUGCGUUGGAACAUGUUAGUCCACUAAACUUUGGCGAUCCAUUUAGAAAGCAUGAAAUGCGUUGCAGGUUUAAGCAGAAACCACCAUGGCCAGUGCAAUCGAUGGUGACAUCUUUUGGUAUCCUUGUGAUUGCGUUGCUUGUUGCACAUAUAUUCCAUGCAACCUUGAGUCGAAUACGCAGAGCAGAAGAAGAUUGUCAUAAAAUGGAGCUGCUCAAGAAAAAGGCUGAAGCAGCAGAUGUCGCCAAGUCACAGUUCCUCGCCACUGUAUCACAUGAAAUCAGAACUCCAAUGAAUGGUGUUCUUGGAAUGCUCCAUAUGCUUAUGGACACAGAGUUAGAUGUUACACAACAGGAUUACGUUAGGACCGCACAGGCAAGUGGGAAAGCUUUAGUCUCGCUAAUAAACGAGGUUCUGGAUCAAGCAAAGAUCGAAUCUGGAAAGGUUGAGCUUGAGGAGGUGCGGUUUGAUUUGAGAGGAAUAUUAGACGAUGUCCUGUCACUCUUCUCUGGCAAGUCCCAAGAAAAAGGGCUAGAGUUGGCAGUAUACAUAUCUGACCGUGUUCCAGAAAUGUUAAUUGGGGAUCCUGGAAGGUUUCGACAAAUACUCACAAAUCUUAUGGGUAAUUCCAUUAAGUUCACUGAGAAAGGACACAUCUUCGUAACGGUUCAUUUGGUGGAGGAGGUACUAGACUCUAGUGAUGUAGAGACAUUAGAAAACACACUGAGCGGGCUUCCAGUUGCAGACCGGCAGAGAAGCUGGCAAAACUUCAAAGCUUUCAGCUCCAAUGGACAUAGGGGCUUAGCACCAGCACCAUCUGAAAUCAACCUAAUCGUCUCAGUUGAGGAUACUGGCGUAGGGAUCCCUGUAGAAGCUCAGUCACGCAUUUUUACACCGUUCAUGCAAGUUGGACCAUCUAUAUCCAGGACGCAUGGAGGCACAGGGAUCGGGCUCAGCAUAAGCAAGUGUCUAGUAGGACUGAUGAAGGGAGAAAUUGGAUUCUCGAGUACUCCCAAGGUUGGGUCCACGUUCACAUUUACUGCCGUGUUUGCUAAUGGCGUGCAUUCAACUGAAAGAAAGAGUGAACUGCAUAACAAUAAUCAGCCAGAGUUUGAGGGAAUGAAAGCUGUACUUGUGGACCAUAGGCCUGCUAGAGCGCAAGUCUCGUGGUACCAUUUUCAGCGACUAGGAAUCCGAGUUGAGUUAGUUCCAUCUGUUGAUCAGGCUCUACGUUUCAUGAAGACUUGCGCUACCACUGUGAAUAUGAUACUCGUAGAGCAAGAAGUGUGGAAUAAAGAAGCUGAUGUGUUCGUUAAGGAACCUCUUGUCCAUUCUCCUAAACUGUUUUUGUUAGCAAAUUCAAUAGACACCUCAGUAUCAGAUACUUUAAGCAACGUUAUAGACCCUCCAGUGUUGAUAGUGAAGCCAUUAAGGGCGAGUAUGCUGGCAGCAACUUUGCAGAGAGGGUUAGGUAUUGGGAACAGGGAAACUCCUCAACGCAAGGGACCUCCUGCUCUGAUUCUCAGGAAUCUUCUCCUUGGCAGAAAAAUACUAAUUGUGGAUGAUAACAACGUGAACCUCAGAGUGGCAGCAGGAGCUUUGAAAAAGUAUGGAGCUGAUGUGGUCUGCGCUGAGAGCGGGGUAAAGGCAAUCUCAUUGCUUAAGCCACCACACGAGUUUGAUGCUUGCUUCAUGGACAUUCAGAUGCCAGAAAUGGAUGGGUUUGAGGCUACAAGGAGAAUACGGGGUAUGGAAGAGGAAAUGAACAAUGGGAAGGCUUUGACAGAAGAGGAAGGUAAGAGAUCAAGAUGGCAUCUUCCGGUGUUAGCAAUGACUGCUGAUGUGAUUCAAGCAACGCAUGAGGAAUGUCUAAAGUGUGGAAUGGAUGGGUAUGUAUCAAAACCCUUUGAAGCAGAGCAGUUGUAUAGAGAAGUUUCUCGUUUUUUCAAUUCACCUUCAGACACAGAAUCAUAAAGAGGGAAUGGGAUGGAAGAAGAGAAGGGUGAAGGAAUAUUAGAACUAGCGUCUCCUCUGCAUCUUCUUGAAGUAGUAGUAAGCCCAUACAUACAAUUCUCUAGCUUGCCCAUUUCAGUUUCUAGUAAUAAUCCUUUCUGAACUUUCUUGUAGGAAACAAAACGAUUCUACUGUAAAGUUUUUUAUUUUCUUCUCUUCUCUGAUCUGGGAGACCAAAACUGUGUAGAUGAGUUGCAGCUAGAAUCUAUAGAUUCUGACUUGCUUUGGACAGGAGGGAAGGGAGGCAUAGAGUGUGUGUAUGUGUGUGAAUGAUUUAGGAUUCUUAUGUUAGAGACAGUGCAGCUUCUUCAUUAUCAGCGACGUUUACUAUAUAUAUAGAUACGGCUUGUGAUAUGAA